Molecule: messenger RNA, 3042 nt
Organism: Fusarium proliferatum ET1
Lineage: Eukaryota; Fungi; Ascomycota; Sordariomycetes; Hypocreales; Nectriaceae
Exons: 5
Coding region: 1-3042 (1013 amino acids)
Molecular function (GO): protein binding
Source: RefSeq, a predicted model, not a curated record
AUGGAUCCAUUAUCUAUCGCGUCAGGCGCCGCCGGCCUCGCCAUCAGCUGCGCGACAAUAGUCAAGACCCUAUACACCUGGAUAGACGAUACUGUGGACGUCGACGAGAAUGUCUCUAAUUUGUUGGAGGAGGUCACGAUUCUGUCGCGAGUCCUAGACUCGGUCAGCAAUGCCUCAGGUCGGGUUCCGCAAGCUAUCGUGGCCGAGAUCGAUCCUGGUAAUGCCCUCUGGGGUAGUAUCAGUGCCACCCUCGAUGAUAUACAGAACACAUUCGACAAGCUCAAACAACUAAUGGCCGAGCUUGAGAAAACAAACCGCUUUAGCCGAGGGUUCUUGCGCAAGCCAACUAAGCAAAUCAAGUUUAGCUUGCGGUCCAAAGAUAUUACUAUAUACAAGGACAGAAUCAAGUCAUACAACACGGCAAUGACAAGUGCCUUUCAGAUGCUCAAUAUCUGCCUGCUAAUUCAUAGCAACUCCUCUCAAGAUUCUGUGUUCAAGGUCCUCUCAGGGCUCAAGUCCCAGCUGAGAAAUGUCGAGGUUGCUUUACAUACAAGUAGCUCUGCAAGCCCCGGUCCUUCCAGUGGACGUGAAGAGGAUGAUCGCGCUACCCAAAAUCUCCGACAGUUUGUUCAAGUAGCAGAGAACUUCCAUUCGAGCGCCAGUACGAUUCUGAGAGAAGGCCCCCGGUCCACUGUCUGGGGAGGAAGUAUUAUGGGCGACCCUUUAACGGAAGCACAAACAUCACUGAUCGAGAGAUGGAUACCUCCGCCAGUCAAUGAAGAGCCGCAUUCCCCUCUUGACGCUGACUCGGACAGUGAGACUGAGUUUGCCAGAAGAUUCGAAGAACUAGCGAUCAAGAACGAGGUGGACGGGGAUCACGCAAAGGCAGAACAAUUCUACAGAGGUGCCAUCGAGCACGGUGAAUCGAGUUCGAGGCCAGUAAGCGACAUCACUGCUAUAAAGAUACGACUGGCAUAUGUAUGCAUGCGGCAAGAAAAGUGGACAGAAGCAGACGAAAUUAUCUCCCCAAUCGCGUUUGAGAGAAAGACAAACGAUAUACUCGUGUAUCACGGAAUGCAUGCCUUGGCUCUUGCUUAUGUGGACGACUCCAAACUUGAGGAAGCUGAAAGGUAUUGCAAGCGUGCUCUCUGGGGCAAGAGAAAAGUUCUCGGCAAAGAUAAUCUGAGCUGCUGGGAGACCCUCACUCUGCUUGUGUUCAUCUGCAAAGCGAGAAACAGGACUGCGGAAGCAGAGGUCCACCGAAGCUUUAUCCCGAACUACGAGACUAUUGCGAUUGAUCCUGAAGCGUUGACUUAUCUGGAGCGCUCAGUUGGUAGCUUGGGUAGAUCAAGUAACGACAGUGACAUGAUCACAAAAACCCAACAGCCAUCGGCCUUUCAGCAAGAGUAUCCUCCCAGCCAACCAUACGCUACGGCAGCUUCUGGCCCAGUCCCAUCUGCAGGUGGAUUCCAGUAUCCCAAAACCUUGGGCUCUCAGUACACAAGUCCGCCAACACCGAGUAGUCAUCAAGGUAUGGUCCAACAUGCGACACAGGAUAGGCAAACAAGAUCAAACGGAGAGUCAUCUUCAAACCCUGCUCUCUCUCGAAAGGCUAUUGGACCCCCAGACCUGAACUCAUCUACAAUGAAUCGCCCCCUAAGCAUGGGGCAAUACUAUCAACAGCGACAAACAGAGCAAUCCAGAAGAAGCACCGAUCUGUCAUAUGUGGCAUCUUCACUACUACCACCUCCCCAUUCAACGAGAGCAUAUAUACAGCCUUCGCUAGGUGCCAACAAUUACGAACCUCAAGGUUACCAAUCGCCCCCACCACUGUCGCCCUAUGGCACGGCACCUGUGCCUAAGCCUGAGCCCCAAUAUCAGAUAUUUGUGUCAAUCGACUUCAUGAACAUAGACGGUGCGAGUACCAGUGUUGCAUAUAUUCCAACUGUCAUUUACUACGAUCAGUACAAUAAGGUAGCUGGGUGGGGCUGUGACAUUGCUGAUGCCAUUGCGCCGACUGGAGAUUUGAAACCAGGUAUCCAGAAGGUUGAAGGUCUACCUCUGCUCUUGGCUCAAGAGAAGGAAGAUUCGACUCCACUACCAGCCGUUCCUCCAGGCCUCAACGCUGUAGAUGUCUCAGCCGAUUUUCUCUUUGAGGUCAGGCGUGCCCUUCGUACCCAAUUGCAGCAGCGUCUAGGAAGGAAAUUCUUGGACAACGAGCAGACAAUCCAUUGGAUUGUCACCUUGUCAGAGAUCUGGGCAAAAAGGAACAAAGAUUUAUGGAAACGUGCUCUCCAAAGAGCUGGCUAUCUGAGAGACGAAAAUGAUACACGCUUGUCAUUCAUUGGCGAGGCAGAGGCGUCAAUAAACCACGCGAUAAUGAGAUAUUCCCUCAUCCAAGAAACCUAUAUAUUUGCGAGCUUUGGGAAGGAGAUAGCACACGUGUCCGUGUGUACGCUUCCAGUAGCACCACAUCACUUUGUUUCUAGGCUUGUGUCAAAUGAGAACCAGGGGCCUGCUCUUAUAGCACACAGGUUUGCUCAAAUGGCGCGGACCAAGAUCAAGCGCAUGCGACUUCCAGAUAGCUCGAGGUUAGCUAGAAGGGUCUUUGGAAAGUGUAUCGAUGAUUUUGAGGACCGCAUCUUGUCAGAAUUCAGAAACAACGGACAAGAAUGGGAUAUCGAUGUUGCAGUUGAAGCAGAAUUCCCUGAUGCAGGGAUCAAGAAUGGCUUUAUGACUUAUACAAAUGACGAAAUCUUGUCGUGUUUCCAGCCUGUUAUAGAUGGAAUUACGACCAUGAUGGCUCAUGCAAUAGGUGAAGUUUUCACAACUGGCAAUGUUCUUGAGGGAAUUGUACUUGCAGGAGAAUACUGUACAUCGGAAUACUUGCUACGGGAAAUCAAGUCGAAACUACCCGCCGACCUCCGAAACAAGGUCUAUCCGCCCAUGGAACCUGCAACACAGGUUGUGUUAGGCGCAGCCCAUUUGGAAUUAUCGCGCUAUUUGUCUAGCGGUCGAGGAUAUGUUAAGCACGAAAGAUAG